AUGUCUCCAACACCGACAUCAGCCUCUGGUAGUGCUGCCACCACCAGCCCUAGCAGUGGCGGAGAUACUUCAGGUUCGAGUAAUGCAACAAGCUCGCCUUUGUUGUUUUUUGUCGCUCUCGGAUUUGGUGUUGUGUUCACAAACCUAUGGAUCAUUGUUGGGGUCAAAUACUGCUUUCGAUAUAACCAACGAAACCGCCAGCUCCGCAGCGAAGAAGUAGGAGAACCAAUAGACCUGACCACUAUGCCGCGGCCCAAUCGCAGGAGGAGGGAGAAAAGGCUCAUGACGAUGGAUGAAGUCAACGGGCGGUUUCCGCUUGUCAAGUAUAAGGUGUGGAGAUCGUCUCGCGCCAAUCAGGGUCUUUCGAUAGAAGGAGGUAUCAUAUCUCCGAAUAGCCGACCACAGAGCCUGAAGGACGCAAGUGAUAUCGUGACGACAGCGAUUGACACAGCUGCAGUGCCAUCGUCUACAGAGGGACAUGAACAAGUGGAUUCCAACGACACAUCCCGAAUUCUCCCCCGAAAGCUACAUAUCGACCCUCCUGCGCAGUCCGAGGAGAAAGUACUUGGAGUGACCGGAGUGGCUUCCACCCAGGAAAGCACUAGUGCGGAACGACAGGAAGCAAAGUGGCAGCGUUCGUUGGUUAAUGCAAACAUUGGCAUCGAUCUUGAAGGGGACCAUGGUGAUGGCGGUUACAUCCGCAAUGCUGUUCCUGCUGAUCUUCUCCCCAGCCCUGGCGAUUCUUGCGCGAUUUGUCUAGAUCUCAUUGAGGACGAUGAUGACAUUCGGGGACUUGAUUGUGGCCAUGCUUUCCAUGCAUCAUGUGUGGACCCUUGGCUGACAAGCCGAAGGGCAUGUUGCCCUCUGUGCAAGGCCGACUACUAUGUUCCCAAACCUCGCGCACAGGCUGAAGCACGCUCUGUCACAGAACGCCAAGGUCAUCUCACUGUUCUGGCUCACCCGGACACAAUUCCAAGACCUCCUAGAGUUGCUUGGAACGGAGGUCGGGUCAGUGGACUGCGAGUGCAGUUGGGUCUGCCUGUUCCAAUGGUCCAGUCGACACCUCCAGAAGAGAGCGAGAUUUCUCCAGUUCGGGAACGACAUCUACAAGGUGGACAUGAUCGACAUUGGGGCUUCCGCCAUUCCUCAGUUUCCUCAGGUCGAUCGACCUGGUCGCGGUUGAUUCCAAUGCGGCUCCGCCAGCUUUCCACACGUCGUUAUCUGUCGAGAGAAUCUGGCCGACCGACUACGGAUGGGGCUACAUCCUUGGACCCUCUGCCUUUAGACCAACGCACAGCUCGUCAGGUCGAAGCUGGUAUUACAUGA
Penicillium bovifimosum is the source of this 1326-nucleotide messenger RNA. Its product is annotated as E3 ubiquitin-protein ligase RNF103. The transcript is spliced from 2 exons. The coding region runs from base 1 to 1326 and encodes 441 amino acids. Gene Ontology annotation, cellular component: cytoplasm. The record is from RefSeq and is a predicted model, not a curated record. Gene Ontology annotation, biological process: ubiquitin-dependent protein catabolic process. Gene Ontology annotation, molecular function: ubiquitin protein ligase activity. NCBI's taxonomy places the organism in Eukaryota, Fungi, Ascomycota, Eurotiomycetes, Eurotiales, Aspergillaceae.